Molecule: messenger RNA, 932 nt
Organism: Carya illinoinensis
Lineage: Eukaryota; Viridiplantae; Streptophyta; Magnoliopsida; Fagales; Juglandaceae
Product: wall-associated receptor kinase-like 10
Exons: 2
Coding region: 42-932 (296 amino acids)
Molecular function (GO): polysaccharide binding
Source: RefSeq, a predicted model, not a curated record
ACGCCCUUUUUCUUCUUCAAGAUCUAGAGAGAGAGAUAGAGAUGGUGGGGAGAUUGGUGCUUUGGACCAUUUUGUCGUUGUUGUCAAUUAAUUCAUUAGCAGAAGCAGAAGCAGCAGCGAAAUUAGCAAAAAAUUCAUCAUGUAAAGAUCGUUGUGGGGGUGUUCAUAUUCCAUACCCUUUUGGAAUGGGAGCUGGUCAUUGCUACGUUGACAAUUGGUUUGAAAUAGUUUGUAAAAAGGACAGUAGCACUCUCGGCAUUCCCAAACCUUUCUUGAAGAGGUUCAACCAGGAAGUACUGGCGAUUUCAAUACCAGAGAGCACCGUUCGCGUUAGCCAUCGCAUAACUGCAAGCUGUAGUACUACACCAGUGAACGAGUACAAUAUGGAGUUUGAAAAUAGUCCAUUCGCCUUCUCGGAGAGCAACAACACGUUCGUUGUCAUGGGUUGCAACAACUCUGCGUCAAUGUGGUCGCUAGAUGGGCGCAUUAUAUUUGGUGGGUGCAAGUCUCCUUGUGGCAGAGGUAGAUUCAUACAUGGAAAUCGUAGCAAUGGCACCUCUAAUUGCUGCGAAACUGAAAUUCCUUAUCAUCUCAAUGCAUUCAUCACAACUAUAGAGCCCAAAGUUUCCCACAAUAUUGUUAAUGGAGAAUGCAACUAUGCAUUCUUGGUUGACAAAUAUUGGUUCCAGAAAUAUUUUACUGUGCCAACCCCUAAUAUAUCAGUUCCAGUGGUAUUGAAAUGGGGAAUUCAUCCCACUUCAUACUCUUCGAAAUUGCAUGGUCCAACCAGCAAGCAGUAUCAAUGUCAUCGCAAUGAUCCUACUUUAUUGGGUGAUCACAACUUCACAAUAUCCACUUAUACAUGUGCAUGUGCUCAUGGCUACAAAGGAAAUCCCUAUCUUCCACAAGGAUGUCAAGACACGGUGGAUUAG